UCAGCCACACAAACCCCCACCCACAAUCGCAAAACACAGAGCUGUCUCACAGGGAAGGAGAGAAAAUGAGGAAGUUCGAUCCAUGGCCGGUUUUCUUCAAGAGGGAAUGGAGCCGCAACUGGCCCUUCCUCGUCGGCUUCGCCAUCACCGGAACCCUCAUCACCAAGUUCUCCCUCGGCCUCACUGAGGAAGAUGCCAAGAACUCACCCUUCGUUCAGAGGCACAAGAGGUGAUUUCUCAAUGCCAUUGCAACUACCUUUCUUCUCAUGUUGUGAAGGGGAAGAUAAUAACAAAGCGGUGUUCAGAUUCUCUGUUUUUGAAUUUUCUGUAAUGUUUACAAUGACUUGAAUAACAUGAGAAGGAUUACUUCUGUCUGUGGGUUUUGAACUAUGUGUACUUGGGCAGACCUUUUUUUUCCAAGGUGAAACUACAAAAAUUGUGCAACAUUGCAGUAAUUCUAGCUGAUCUCUUUAUGCA
Messenger RNA from Argentina anserina (silverweed cinquefoil), 477 nucleotides. RefSeq names its product ATP synthase small subunit 6, mitochondrial. Bases 66 to 233 code for a protein of 55 amino acids. The transcript is spliced from 3 exons. The record is from RefSeq and is a predicted model, not a curated record. NCBI's taxonomy places the organism in Eukaryota, Viridiplantae, Streptophyta, Magnoliopsida, Rosales, Rosaceae.